This is a messenger RNA of Drosophila serrata, 4157 nucleotides long. RefSeq names its product BAI1 associated protein 3 (gene unc-13-4A). The record is from RefSeq and is a predicted model, not a curated record. Gene Ontology annotation, cellular component: secretory vesicle. NCBI's taxonomy places the organism in Eukaryota, Metazoa, Arthropoda, Insecta, Diptera, Drosophilidae.
GGAUCCGCCACCCCGUCCGCCGCUGGCCUUUUGCAAGCGCCGGCUGAGCUGGCCCGAAGUGGACCCGCGCUCCAAUUCCGGGGUUCAGGAAACGGAUGGCUCGUAUUUUGAGAACUUUACAUCGCUCGGCUGGAAGCGGGAGAACCGUCGCAUGUCGGCCACGCGUGCCGCCGAAGCACGUGCCGAGGCUAAUCCCGAGAACGAACGUGAUCCGCCAGCGCCCCAGGAGGAGUCCAUUGACCGCCAGGAUGAGAAGGAGAAGCUGUAUGCUGAGGUGCUGCAUACCAUUGCCAAUACGGUGGGCGCCCCAGCGCCCGGCGGCCAGUUUGCGCAUUACAAGGACGAAAUGUAUCUGCACGCACAGCGCGCCUUCGGUGUCAAUCCGGAUCGUCAUUAUCGCCUGCUGCACGCCUCCGCCGAGGAUAAACCAAAGAUAAUCGUACUCUCUGCGGUGGUAAUCGAGGCUGAUGGCCUCGAGGCGAAGGAUGCCAAUGGUUUCUCGGAUCCGUAUUGCAUGCUGGGCAUCCAGCCGGACGGAGACGCUUGUCCGCCCGUGUCGCCGCUGCCGCUGCCGCCGACGCCUCGAGCCCUGUCCGCGGACAUGAGCGGUGGCUUCGAUAACAGCGCCACGGACUCGCCGCCGCAUCGCAAGCACAGCUUCCGGCUGAGCUUCAAGCGGCGGGAGGCGGGUCGACGGGAGCAGCGCGACUCACUGGGCGGCCCGGUGCCGGCCAAGCUCAUCAAGGCGACCAGCAUUAAGCCCCAUACACUGACCCCCAAGUGGAAUGAGAAGUUCAAGUUCGACAUAGACGACAUCAACACGGACACGUUUCACCUGGACAUUUGGGACCACGACGAUGAAAGCUGCGUCCUAGACGCUGUCUCGCGACUGAACGAGGUCCGCGGAGUCCGCGGCCUGGGACGCUUCUUCAAACAGGUGUGCCAGUCUGCUCGACAGGGCUCCCAGGACGACUUCCUCGGCUCGGUGAACAUACCCCUUUCGGACAUCCCCUCGACCGGACUGGAUGCUUGGUUUAAGCUCGAGGCACGUAGUCAUCGGAGCACUGUCCAGGGACGAAUCCGGCUCAAGUUGUGGCUGUCAACGCGCGAGGAUCGGAGCACGGUGGGCGAGGAGAACCAUGAGCAGCAGCUGCACAAGAUAGAGCAACUGCAAAUGGUCUUCAUGCAGCAUGAGGUGACCACACAUGAGCCUUCGUGGACCUGGUGCGGCGAUCUGCCAGGACCGGCGUUGACCAUCCUUCAUCAGUUAGCCGUGCAGGCAGAUCUAUCUGACUUGCAUUGCGCCAUGGCCAGAUAUGUGGCUGCUGCCAAGCUAAAUCGCUCCACCCCACUGGAUCCGAAGUUCCUUCAUCGUCUGCUGAGCGACGUGGAGAAGCAGUGGAAUCAGCCUAAUCAGGAGCCACUUAGUCGUGAUCUGGAACAGUGGCUAGCGGAUGCCAUGAAUGGAUUUGUGGAGCGUUCUCUCAAUCAGAUACGGCGGCAUAGGGACAUCUUUCCAGCGCUAAAUCCGCCUUCACUGAUUCGCUUGGAGUUCCUGCUGCGUUGCCUGGGACUUCUUGGCUCCAUGAGGGCAUUCCGGGCCGUGUGUCCUUUCAACAAGGGUGUGCGCGGUGAGGUGGUCAACGCCCUGCGCAAAGGAUCCGUGAUGUGGGGCCAGGCCGUGCUCCGGGAGUCGCAGGGUAUGCCCAAUCCAUUAUCGAACUUCGUAACGACAUUAACGGCCGACAUUCAGCUGGGGCAGACCUAUUAUCAUGCCCUUUUCGACAACACGAACGGCAUCCAGUACUUCAGCAUCAUUUACAAACAGUACGAUGCAAUGGUGGGCGAGGAGGUGUACACCCGGAUGGCCGCUGGCCAGGUGCCCGGAGUCCGAAUGAAUCUCUCCCAGUAUGCCGUGCUCGAGGGUGAUGUCGAACCGGUAGACACAAAGCCCUUUGAAUUGUUCCUGGCCCUUCAGGAGUUCUGCCAGCUGAAGCGUCACCUCUCGACGCAGCCACAGCCGCCGGAGAAGCCUCUAGCGCUGAGUCAGAGCCACGAGUUUAUCCCCACUCUGGAGCGUUGGAUGAUGGUGAGCAAGGCCAAGGCGCUGCAAAGGAUUAGGGCGGCCAUCCGCAUGGAUGCCAUCUGUGAAGGAGAGCGCAUUGUGCGCUACAAGUCCUCGGUGGACACUGCCAGCACACUGCUAAAUAUUAAGGAGUUCUGGAAGGUGAUGAACUGGCCGGACGAGGACACGGCCAUCAUGUUGGAAUCCCAGCUAAUUGAUGUGGUUUGCUCGGCGGCGAUGCACUACUGCGAUCUGAUACACACCCUGGCGGACAGUGGUUACUACGAGCAGCAGGGUCCAUUCCGCUGCUCCGAUGACAUGUGUGUCACUGUCAAUAAUGUGGAGUAUGUGCGUCGCACUCUGGCAGAGUUCCGGUCGGAUGAACAGCCACUGGAGGAAUCGGCAGACAACCUCUUAGAGUCUAGUCUUACCCACAUGGAGAAUAACGAACGGAUCCUGUCCAAGCUGGCUCCCCUCAUGCAGAUGUCACUGCAAACCAUGUUCCAUUUGGCCUGGUCCCCGGACUCCUUACCGGCCAACCGCAUUGUUCCGCUCCUGGAGUACCUGGACUGCCACCUGGCGGCGCUGAAUAGCGCCCUGCUCACCAAGAACUUCAAUCGAUCUCUGCGUUUCAUCUGGAAAACGGUGCUGGGCGAGAUGUCACGUCAAAUGGAGACGGGCGAUGAGACGGACAAGCCCACGCAUUUCCACAAGCGUUUGUACGAGGCACUCCAGCUGCUCAUCGACUUCUUCCAUGCCGAGGGCCAGGGCCUGCUCCUUGAGUGCCUGCACACGGAGGAUUUCUGGCGAUAGACAGAGGCUACAGUUCCACAAAACGACACGGAUCGGCUUAUAGAUAUGUUCUAUAUGAACGCUGAGGGAGCAGUGAUGGCGGUGACUCCCUCGCCUUAUGGAUCGCUGGCAGUGCGGGCCUACUUCAAUCAUGACUCGCUCUGUGUGGAGGUGCUGCAUGCCCGGGAUGUGGUGCCCCUGGAUCCGAAUGGCUUCAGUGAUCCCUUUGUGGUUAUUGAGUUGCUGCCACGAAGGAUAUUCCUGCAUUGCAUGGAACAGCAGACGAAUGUGCAUAAGCGCACUCUGAACCCCAUAUUCGAUGAGUGCUUUGAGUUCUCUGUAACCCUGGAGCAGUGCCUCACCGAGGGCGCCAUGAUAUGUUUCACAGUGAUGGACCACGAUGUCCUGACGGCCAAUGAUUUCGGUGGCGCCUAUCUGGCCCUGGGCAACAUACCCGGAGUGGCGGACUACAGCACCAGUGUGGACAACUUCCAUGGGUUGAAACAAAUCGAGCUGCCACUCAUGGAGCAAAAGGAUAAAUGUAAUCCCAUUUUGCAAAUCCUCGAGGGAAUCAACGACAAGCAGGCCCAGGACUUUGUGCGCAAGCAGAAAGCGCGCUUCAUCAAUUGAUUCUUGGAUGGAUUGAGACUAAGACAGGAUAACCGAACGAACCGUUUGUAAAACGUUUCCAGCACAGCAGAGCAAUGUAAUUGCAUCGACGACGAUAACUUAACCGAAGCUAAACUGUAGCCAGUAUCCUUCAAUCCAGCAUUGUAUGUAUUGUACCUACUCUAGUUGUUCGACAAAGACUCCUCCUUCUCUUCAGUUUGUAAAUGUUAGCGAUGAAUCGAAAUUCAAAUGGUGCAAAAGUGACGAGCAACAAGACGGGGGUUUGCUCCCCGAUCCCCCGCUGCUUAAACAAAAUUAUGGAUAAAAGUUGUGGAUUAAAAUAAAAACACUUGACACAGACAGACACAAAAUUAGGGACUUAGUAGAAGCCUAGCAUUGCUGAAAUUGCCACAAAUUGGCAGCAGAAAUCAAUAAAAUCUCAUAAAGACACACAGUACUUGAACUACCAGAUGCGUUUUGAAGACUUUUACCCGGCCAACGCAUGAAUACAACAUAUACACACAUUUUUGGGUCAAUUUAAACUAUACGAAUAUACAUAAAUAUAUAUCAGCAAAGCAACAUCGUGUAUACUUAACAGAUACAAGUGACAAUUCAGCACCUUUUCUAUACGCCAGUGAAAGCCAAGAAACAAUCAAAAUUUGCGUAACUCCGAGCUUCUUUGAAAUCCCCC